AUGGACACCGUGUCAUUGUAUUUCGACCAAUCUAAUGUGGAUGAAUUGGAGGAAAUUCCAGUGGUUAGCUAUACAGAUUUUUAUUCUUACGAGACUGCUUACAUGUGUGGCUGUGUAUGUAGACGAUUUAAUGCCAAUGAAAAAUUUGCAACAAGUCGAUAUGGAUUAUCGUAUGGUUUACUUUUUGAAACAACAUCCACAGAACUUCAGAUUGCUAUUCAUGAUCCGCAAGAGGAACCAAAUAUGGUUAGAGGUGGUAGAACUGUGAGAAAUGGUACUAUAACAUUUAUAGAAAUUCACAGGAGAGAGUAUGUAUCUUUAGCGAGUCCAUACGUAGCAUAUGGAGAUCAGAUAUGUAGAGACAACACUGAUUACAGCUUCGUUGAUUGUAAACGUAACUGUUAUAACGAAUUAUUAAAGAAGGAGUGUAGUUGCACGAUGGAUCCUUCUGCAACAGGGGCAGCGACAGAAUCGUCAACAAUAUGUGUCUGUCCUCCAGAAUGCAAGUUCAUAAAAUAUGAUCAAGUACUGUCAUCCGUAGCUAACAUACAAGAUGGAUAUGAACGCUAUCUGAACAUUAGGAUUUAUUUCAAAGACUUAUCAACUACAGUAACAGAACAGGUUCCAAAAUAUGACGGUCUGUCUUCUUUAUUAGCGAACCUUGGUGGACAGAUGGGUUUAUUUCUUGGUGCCAGUCUCCUUACCAUCACAGAGUUGUUGGAAUUUAUCAUCUUUAUCAUAUGGACUGUUAUUCAACGUCGUAAGAACAGAAAUAAUAUUGUUGAGAAUAUGUAUUAA
This is a messenger RNA of Mytilus trossulus (common blue mussel), 798 nucleotides long. Its product is annotated as acid-sensing ion channel 4-like. Gene Ontology annotation, molecular function: ligand-gated sodium channel activity. Gene Ontology annotation, biological process: sodium ion transmembrane transport. The transcript has 6 exons. Gene Ontology annotation, cellular component: plasma membrane. NCBI's taxonomy places the organism in Eukaryota, Metazoa, Mollusca, Bivalvia, Mytilida, Mytilidae. The coding region runs from base 1 to 798 and encodes 265 amino acids. The record is from RefSeq and is a predicted model, not a curated record.